Molecule: messenger RNA, 813 nt
Organism: Trifolium pratense (red clover)
Lineage: Eukaryota; Viridiplantae; Streptophyta; Magnoliopsida; Fabales; Fabaceae
Exons: 1
Coding region: 79-585 (168 amino acids)
Source: RefSeq, a predicted model, not a curated record
UCUAUCUCUCAAUAUUCCACACUUCUCUGUAUCUAUCUCAAUUUCUCUGUCUACACUGUGAGUUCAAUUUUUGCAAGAAUGAAUCAAGUGAUUAGGGGUUUGAAUGUCAGAGGCAGUACUAUGAUGCAGCGUUCAACAAUGGUUGAUGAUGUUUUGAUCCUUGAUUCUUUUGUCGGCAACAACAUCAUGUCUUCUUCACGAUCAUCAACAACAAGGGUCAAUCAUCCAUUGAUGGUCAACAAUCAUGUUCCCGCUCCUGUUAUGCCGCCAUGGUCGAUGCUUGAUCACACCAUUGUUUUUCAUUCUAACUCUAUCGCUAAUAUGGGUCACCACCACCAACAACAACAAAACCCUAAUGUUACUCGAGUGAUGAAUCGUGGUGUCAAUCCUCGUCAAAAUUUUCAACAACUUUUAAUACCCAUUGAUGAUGAUGAACCAAAGACAACAACAGGGUCUUCUGCAGAUUCCGAUUCAACAUGUUCCAUAUGUCUUACCGAGUUAUCCACGGUUCCUCGACUACCGUUCGGAUGCCUAAACACUGUUGUUCCCAUUUAUUUCAUCUUGAUUGCAUUCAAGAGUGGCUGAAUGUUAAAUCGACAUGUCCUUUGUGUCGCCGCGAUGUUUAAUAGUUACAAUAUUUUCUAUGUAGGUUGAUUGAUUUAGUUUAGGUGAAAAUAUUCAUGUGUUGUGAUGAUAGCUUUUCUAAACACAUUAUUCUAAAUUUUUCGAUGCAUUUAUCUCUUUUCCUUUAUUGAAUGGGAAAUGUAAUGUGUGAGAAUUAAGGCCAUGUCAUCAGAUUUAGCAUAUUUUAUC